Messenger RNA from Xenopus laevis (African clawed frog), 6620 nucleotides. It is a transcript of the gene maml3.L, whose product is annotated as mastermind-like protein 3. NCBI's taxonomy places the organism in Eukaryota, Metazoa, Chordata, Amphibia, Anura, Pipidae. The record is from RefSeq and is a predicted model, not a curated record. The transcript is spliced from 5 exons. Bases 1089 to 4373 code for a protein of 1094 amino acids.
GCCGCUCGCUGCUGUUUACUGAGUUCUUGUCCUGAUAUCACUCCGCUGGCAUGGAAGAGGAGGAGGAGGAGGAAGCAGUGAGAGAAGGAGGAGGAGGAGUAGAGCACUUGAUCAUUGUGAUGGUGGCAGGAGGAGCAAAGUAACAGCAGCAACAUUAUCAGGCUCUGCUCUCUCAGCUCCCUUCAGCAGCCUCCACUGCUCUACUCUGGCUAUUGAGUUGAGUGACUCCCCCCUCCUCCUCCUCUUGCUCCUCACUCAGGAUUUAUGUAGAAAGAGAUACUUUCAUUUCUAUUGGUUCUUCUGCAUGCUCUAUUUUCUUCUUUUUUUUUCUCUCUCUCUCUUCCUCUCCCCUAUUUUAAAAAUGCAGGAGAGCCACAAAAAGUACUUUGGACGCUUUGCUGCCCACACAAGUAAACUUUUUCCCUUGCUCUGUGGAAGGGGGAAUCCAGUGUGCUAGUGGCAGUCAGUGUGGCAGUCAGUGUGCUAGUGCUGUGAGUGAGGGGAGUGUGUGCAUGUGUGAGUCUGUGUGUCACAGAGAGAGGAGCUUGUGUGUGUGUGAGUGUGUAUGGAGCACAAGUGUGUGAAAGUGACAAGGAUGUGUGGCCACCAAGUGACUGGACCUGCUCCUUUCUGGGGAUUUAUGAGACACAUUGGAUUAUAGAGACAGAAGAACAGAAGCGAUCUCCUGAUAGCAGCCCUGAACUCCUGCUCUCUCUCAUAGUGCAAUAUUGUAGCUUACUGCUGCUGCUUCUUCUGGGUUUUUUCUUUUCUUUUUUUCCCCAUAAGAAUGGGCGACCCCUUGCUCUCCUCCCUGGGGGCUGUGUUUGAGCUAAGGUGAUGCACUGGCUACAAAUACCUGCUAAGAACUCUUAUGACAACCCUGUGACACAUUAGAAACAAGUCGGCUCGCACCCCAACUUCCCUACUGACCGGCGGCGGCUGAAUAAGUCACCUGGAGAAAAACAACGCAACCUAUUGGCACCCGCAGAGUAACGUGGGCACUGAGACACUGGUGGUCGGGGGAAAGCAGUUUGUGGAGGGGGGGGGACUGCAAACUUAUUUCCAAAAUAGUGUGCACGGGGACCGGCAUGGGGGAUUUCGCAGCCCCCGCUGCCUCCAAUGGUAGCAGCCUGUGUAUCAGCACUGCCCUGGGAAGCGGCAGCGCCGGUAGUAUCGGCGGGGUUGGAAGUCACAAUAGUAAUAAUCCCCCUCCCAGCACUAUUGGCCCCAGCGCAGCGAACAAUGGGAGCAGCACGAGCAUUCCUAAGCACAGCACCGUGGUAGAGCGGCUCCGGCAAAGGAUAGAGGGCUGCAGGAGGCACCAUGUCAGCUGUGAGAGCAGGUACCAGCAAACCCACGCCGAGCAACUGGACAUGGAGAGAAGGGACACGGUGAAUCUUUACCAGAGGAGCCUGGAGCAAAGAAGCAAGAAGUCAAGCGGCGGCAGCCACGGAGGUGCGUCUGCAGGAACAGCUACAGGGUCAGCCUCUGGAGGAGCUGGUGGCAACAAGCAUCACCACCAACACCACCAGCAGCAGCAGGUCAAGCAGCAGGUCAAGCAGCAGCAGCAGCAGGAUGCAGAGCCAGCGGGCAGCACAGCUGAGCAGCGGAACCACACUCUGAUCAUGCUGCAGGAAGCUGUCCAAAGGAAGCUUGAAGGUGCACGGUCUCCCCAAAAUGGAGAACAGCAAAAUGGGAUUUGUGAUGGGAGAUUCUCUCCAUCUGCUAAACGCCGAAGGAAGGAGGUGCCUGGAAUGGACACUCUUAACAAUCUUUCCAACAUGCCACUACCUUCAGUCUCCCCUCUACACCAGCUCGAUAUUAAGCCUCAUAUACAGAAUAGUGGGAUUAAUUCUGGUGGUUUGGAAGAUAUAAGUAAGAAUGGUGGUCAGCAUGAUAUAAAACUUGCAGUUAAUGGUUCCAGCGAUCUGGAGGAAAGUCUCAAUAUACUCCAAAGCAAAGACAUGAAGCAAGAGCCUCUGGAUGAUGCUUCUGUAAUAGACACUUCAGAAACAUCUCUAUCUAACCAAAACAAACUUUUCUCUGACAUCAACUUAAAUGACCAGGAAUGGCAGGAGUUGAUAGAUGAGCUUGCAAACACGGUUCCGGAAGAUGACAUACAGGACUUGUUCAAUGAAGACUUUGAGGAGAAAAAAGAACUUGAUUUUCCCAGGCCUUCUGCCCAAACCCCACUUCCACAAGAAAUUGCCAGUGUAAAGAGUGAUCCAUCUCACUCUCCCUUUCCCAGUGUUUCAAUAGGCUCUCCUCAAGUAAGGCCAUCCUCAUCUGGUCCUUCUUUUUCUAACGUGUCUUCUGUAUCUAGCAUACCUUCUGUUUCUAGUGCUCCAUCCACCUUAAUGCUUGCUGGUUCACCGGCAAGUUAUGUUGUUCAGUCCCCACAAACACCUACACAACCCCAUACUCCCGGUCAGCCAUCAUCAAGAUCUGGAAAUGGUUAUGCUAUGAACUCCUCUUCUAAUUCAGGGAGCGGGUCUGUAAACCUCCCAAGUGCUGAUUUAUCUCCAGCUGAGCAACUAAAACAAAUGGCAGCACAACAGCAGCAGAGAGCAAAACUGAUACAACAAAAACAGCAACAGCACACAAACCAGCCUUCCAACUGGUCACCUGUGCGGCCUCCAUCUAGUCCAUAUGGAGGGGCAUAUGGGACGGAAAAACCAAACAGCCCUAUGAUGUACCCCCAAGUGUUUAACAAUCAACCUCCAAUUGUUUCUUCAAUGGCAAACAAUCCUCCCAAAACCACCAUGAACAACUACCUCCCUCAAAGCCACAUGAACAUGGCAAACCAGCAGACAAACAAUCUGGGUACAAAUUCUAUUGGCAAGCCUUCUAAUAUGCUUAGUUAUGGUAAUACAAAACCACUGUCACAUUUUAGUGCUGAGAUGAGUCAGAGGAUGACUCCCCCUCUAGCCGGCCAAAACAAGACCUCGCUUAUACCAUACAUACAACAGCAGCAACCAAUGCAACAACAGAUGAGCCAUUUAAGUGAGGAGCAGAAACGUUUGCUUAUUAUGAAGCAGAAGGGGCUCAUGAACCAAUCAAUGGGAUAUCCUUCUCUUUCAGCACAUGCACAGGAGCAGAAUGCAAUUGGGAUGUCAAGGCCAUCUGGACCCAUGCAGCAGUCUGCUGCCACCCCUGGGGGUCCAGGAUUUAUGCCCAACCAGCCACAAGCUGCCAUGAUGAAGCAGAUGCUUAUAGAGCAAAGAGCCCAGCUCAUAGAGCAACAGAAGCAGCAGUUUCUCAGGGAGCAGAGACAACAGCAAAUACUGGCUGAGCAGCAGCAGAUGCAGCAGCCUCAUAUGAACAGACAGCAUCUCCAGCAGCAGCAGCAGCAGCAACAACAACAGCGCAAUCCAUACACAGUGCAACAAGUCAAUCAGUUCCAAGGUGAUAUAGCAAGAAACCAAGCAGCUCUUCAGAAUAUCCGAACAUCACGGAUGAUGGCCCAAAAUGCAGGAAUGAUGCCCAUGGUCCCAUCCCAAAACCCAGGAGCUGUAGCCGCUUCUUCUCUACAACCUGAGAUGGGCAUGGCGCCUUACAGCAACACAUCAAACAACCAACCAGCAAUGUACAACAUGAAUACCGGGGUAAACCAAAUGAUGCAGCACCCAAACCAAAACAGCAUAAAUAUGGGUCACAGUGCAAUGCAAGGUCCAAGACAGCCUUCUUCUGGACAGCCAUUGGGGCUUGUGGGGGGAUUUGGACAAAACAUUCUAGUUAAUCCUGUUAUGUCUCAACAACAUCAGCAAAUGAAAGGGCCUGUAGGCCAACCCAUGAACAGGAGCCAGGCACCAAGACUUCAAAACAUGAUGACAUCUCUACCACAAGGAGCACAAGGUUGGGCACAGCGUGGACUACAAGGGAUGUCUGUAAGAACUAGUGGAGACAUUGGGGCAUAUAACAAUGGAUCUAUAUAUCCAAUGCAGACUGGGCAGCCAAGGAUGCCCAAACAACAUUUCCAACAAGGGCACACUCAGAGUGUUGUAGACAGUUCUGGAACUGUGAGGGCUCUAAACCCAGCAAUGGGAAGGCAAAUGAUGCAAUCAUUACCUGGACAACAACUAAACAACCAGCCCAGACAGAUCAUGCCUGGAAUGAACUCUGUGGUUCCCAGUAUGCCAAGUUUUAACCCAUCGCCGUCACAGCAAAUGCCAGGAGUUGGCUUUUCUCAAAACAACCAGGGACAAGUCUAUGACAGGAACCCCAGUCAGGAUAUUGGGUACAGUUACACAGAUGUUGGGGCUGGUUCCUUUCCAGGCAUUGCAGACGGUGUGGACCUUGUGGACUCUAUCAUAAACAGAGCGCCCGGAGAUGAGUGGAUGCAAGAACUUGAUGAGUUAUUUGGGAAUCCAUAAUGGGUGUACUUGGACAAUAAUUUAAAAUAUAUAUACACCGUGCUAAAUGAAUAAAGAUGGUUCCCCAUCUGUGUUUGCUCUGUAUAGCUGAGCCAAACAGCAAGCAGUCACAGGUCACCUGGUAAUGAAUGGCAGCGCCGUGUACUAUGGGAGAGACGCUACAAAUAGAAAAUAAUUUGUAUCUGUAGUCGGUAGCCUAAGAUGGUACAUGUAAAGGUGGUAAGAAGAGAGACAGAUGUGAGUAGAAAAAGAGGCCCCCAGACAUCCAAUGGAGUAGGGCGAUUCAGAAGGAAAGGCUUAUGGGUAAUAGGAAUGCUUUGCCAGCAUUAUACUCAGAAACGUGGGCAGGAAUCAGCUGCUAUCAAUGUGACAUUUGUACUCAGAGCCUGUAAGGAAAGGAUGGCGGGCCAGGGAGAGUUCUGGGAUUGUUAGCGCAGCCCUUCUUGUCAGAGAACACUAAAGAUAAUUCCUGUUAUUCAAUGCAGACAUUGUUGUUAAUUAGCACCAACAUAGCACCUCAACGGAUCAUUUCUUUAAAAAUAAUAAAUCAAGUUAAAAUGUGCUCAUGUUUCCCCAAUAUUCGCGGAGGCUAGUUCUUCCAGAUUUUGCUAAGACACAGCUGGAUUCUGUGCUAAAAAUAAAGAAAUGGCACCUGUUUUCCUCCAAUACUGUCUAGAGAAUGCGCAUCCCAACUUUAUUUUUACUAUAUCCCUUUUAUUUCAACCUCCGGUAGAUAAUGUCUGUAGAUACAAUUAUCAAGGGCAUCUGUAGGAAAAAAUACAAAAAAGGAAAAAAAAAAUACACGGGUAAUUUCCAUAGAAUGUACUUGUCCAAUGCUGUCUGUAUGUUUUCCUAAAUGUAAUGUCGCUUUCUCUGCCCCAACCAAAUGAAGGCAGGAUUCAGUGCCAAAACCGCUGGCAUCAUAUUCUGGGUUUUAUAUGUGUGAUUUUUUAACAAAAAAAAAAGAAAGAAAAAAUAUAAUUUGUGACUGGGAUUGAUUUUAUUUGUUUUUGACCCAUUUUGUUUUUUAAAUGUAAUUAGAAUUUGUAAUGCAUUAACAUGGCUGCUUUCAAGAUUACACAGCUUCUGGUCUUCAUAAUGUUUAAUAUAUUUAUUUCUUAGUUAUGUGUUGUGGGCUGGCAUGUUUACACUCUGCUAUGUAAUGUUAUGAAUGUGAUGCUCAUCUCCCUGUUAUUUAAUCCUGUAAGUAUCCGAUUCUUGUUUUCAUCUACUCGGGUAACCCGACAGUGUUACGCAAGGGAUUGUUAUAUGUAAGGUUAAGAGUACUUUGUGCCCGCAUCUACGUGCCCUUUUUUUUAAGGGUCUCCUUUUCCUAUUUUUUUUUUUAUUGAUCGAUGCUUGAAGGAAUGCAAGCUUGUAAUUAUUGUAAAUUAAAUAUACAAAGCAAUAUGUAUAAUCUGGUGGUUGCCAUGUUCUUGUAUACUACUUUGAAAUACUGGAUCAUUAUUUUCCACGAAAUAUCAUGUCCCAGACCUUCAGUUACAGUUCUUCAAUGCUACACUGCAUAGAAAUGCCCAUUAAACUGACCUUGUUAGCAAUAUAUCAUAUCAUUGGUGCAUGUUUUCCAGUUCAGGCCAUAGAUUCUCCUUCAGUGAAAACCUCCUACAUUGUCCUGUGUCCUUUGGGUGAAACACGAGAUUGUGCCGGUCUGUAAAAAGCACGGAACCUUUGAAUCAAAAUUCAAAUACACUGAAAUUAGUGUGAAUCAUAGGACUUGAAGGUUAAUGAAUAGGGUUGUUACUUGCCUGGUAUUUCCCUGGCCGGUGCCAGUAUUACACACAUUUACUGCCAAUGUAAUUGCUGGUACAUCUGUAAUGCCUAGUUGUUUCAUUCCCGUCCUGCCCACUCCAAUCCCCACCCCCAUCUUGCUUUCUAUCCAUGCUGGCUGCUCCAUCCUCUUCCCCAUCCAAAGCAGUGGGGCUCAUUUAUCAACACUGGGCAGAUUUGCCCAUGGGCAGUGACCACAACCAGCUGCAGGUAAAACAAUGAAUUUGAUUGGUUGCCAUGGGUUACUGUUGAUAAAUGAUCCCAACAGCUUUGGGGCAACCCUGGUCAUUCCCAGAUUCAAAAUGAUCUCAGUAAAUGUUCUUCUCUUUUACCAUCAAAUAGGGAGGUUUAUCUAAGAAUGUAUUAGAUAUUUGAAUACAGUGAUUGCAUAUUUCCUAGGUUCAAGCCCCCCUGACUUCCAACCAUUUUUUCUGACUUGGUAUCCCCCCCCCAAAGCCA